AUGCCGAACAAGGUCGUCACGACACCAUACCCGCUUGUCGACGCUGACCCACACGCCUUCCGCGUUGUGCGUUAUUUCCGUUCUUCAGACUAUGCAACUUGGGCCGCAGGAACUGCCGCAUUCCCGGGUGCUUUGUAUUUCUGGAAUAUGGCCGACCCCGCGAAAGUUAGUCUGCGGACCAGCCUUCGGCUCGGAGGCUUCCUUGGCUUCCUUGGUGGCUUCAUGCUAGCAUACCAACGCUCAAGUUUCCGUUUCUGGGGCUGGUCAGAGAACAAACGAGAGGAGGACAUGGAUCUAGCCGAACUCUCCCAAAGGGCAGCUGAGGGAAAGCCUUUGUAUGGCACAUCCAGCCAGCCAGAGUGGGUGCAGGGAACUGCAUACCGGAACUCUGCUUGGUCUCAAUUGAAAUUCCACGCAUUCCCCAUGUUCAACUUCGUGAACCAUCAACAUCACGGCACCGAUCCCGCGAAAUAUGGUGUGAAGGAAAAGGAACUCUCAGAUUAG
Suillus clintonianus is the source of this 504-nucleotide messenger RNA. RefSeq names its product NADH-ubiquinone oxidoreductase complex I, 21 kDa subunit-domain-containing protein. Lineage: Eukaryota; Fungi; Basidiomycota; Agaricomycetes; Boletales; Suillaceae. The transcript is spliced from 5 exons. The record is from RefSeq and is a predicted model, not a curated record. Bases 1 to 504 code for a protein of 167 amino acids.